Notechis scutatus (mainland tiger snake) is the source of this 1732-nucleotide messenger RNA. It is a transcript of the gene CEP72, whose product is annotated as centrosomal protein 72. NCBI's taxonomy places the organism in Eukaryota, Metazoa, Chordata, Lepidosauria, Squamata, Elapidae. The record is from RefSeq and is a predicted model, not a curated record. Gene Ontology annotation, molecular function: protein binding.
UUGUUUUGAAGGCUGCCGCGUUGACUUGCGGCGUUAGUUUUGAUUUGUCGGCUGCGCGGAGUUACAGUUUGUUAUGUAUGGAGUACAUAACUAUUUGAGAACCACGGAUGCACUCGGAAUCUUGCUGACUGAAGAAGAUGUUCGAGAAAGAGUCAACCUGAGGCGCCAAAAUCUCGCUGAUAUCCGAGUGUUGUCUCUUCCUGGAAUGUAUGAAAGGAUCAGUCAUUUAGGAAACUCCUUGAAAAAAUUUGUUUAUCUGAAAUCUCUUGACCUCUCACGCAAUGCACUAACUACACUGGAGGGCCUUAAACAUCUCACAUACUUAGAAAAGCUCAAUCUCUACUUCAAUCACAUCUCCUCUCUAUCAGAAGUGCUACGACUCCACAAUUUAACUGCACUUCAAGUUGUGGAUUUCCGACUGAAUCCUGUUGUUAAAAAUGAAUCAGAUUAUCGCCUUUUUGUUGUACAUAUGCUUCCUAAUCUCAAACAGUUAGAUGAUUGCCCUGUAACAGAAAGUGACCGAAAAGCAUCUCUUUUGCAUUUUACUUCUGAUUACGCUUAUACAUUCAAGAAAUCUGCAGUUUUAGCCAAAAGAAUUAAACCUAGCAGGUUUAUUCAUCCAAGAGUUGAAUAUAUUAAUUCUAUGUCAAAAAAGUAUCUGGCAGUGGAUGAAGAUGAUGAAGCAGCCUUACGUCUUUUAGCAAAAUGUGAAUGGGAUUUAAGAAAACAUGCAGAAAUAAGUGUAUCAUCUAAAAAGAAUCCUGAAGUAGAACUUCACAAUUUAAAAAGUAUUUAUGAAAUGAAAGAUAAUCCUAAGAAGUGGAAAUCAGAGUUCUCCCUUCCCCAGUUUGUCCUAUUACAAAAGAAAUGUUUAUUUCAGAACCCCAUGUCAGAAGACAGAAAUACACUGAAAGGAACAACAACUGAUAAAGGAGUGAAUGAAUCAUUACUCAUUUCACGGAAAAUGGUUGGACCGGUUCAAAAAGCAUCUAGAUUCAAAGAACAGAGAUUUAAUGGCAAAGGUGCACUACCUCAAGGAACAACCCAUUUGAUAAAUAAAAAUGUAUAUGACGCAACACCCAUGCAAUGUUUACUUGACUUGGUUGACAAAUACUGGAAUGGUUCCAAAUCACUCCAUUACAAUGAGAUUUUUUUAGCUCAAGCGGAAAUGGUUUUGUCUGCAGUUCAGAAAUCUCUGCCAGCAGGUCAAGAGAAACAUUCUUCAACAGAGAAUGAAGAGGUGAAUAAACUUAUCUUAGAGAAAGAAGCCUUACAACAGUGUUUAUCUCAACAAGAGACACAAUAUAGCAUCAGGAUUAAAAAUCUAAAGUCAGAGUUGAGCAAAACUAAGAAAGAUAUGGGUGUACUGAAACAACAUUUAAAUAAGUUACUGAAAGAAAAAGAAGGCUUAAAAGCUGAUAAAUUCAAAAUGGAAGAAAGCAUUCAUAUUUCAGAUACUGCUGAUACAGCAUCAUUACAGAUUACUGAUUUUGAAGACCAACUUUUACUUGAUGAGAAUGCUAGUAUGAAGAAACAUCUCCAAAAUUUUAACAAGAUGCGAGAACUGACAGAGAUGUUACAGGAAAGCCAUAGAACAUUGAUUUCUACCAAUGAACAUCUCUUAAAACAAUUAAAUGAAUUGAAUCUAAAACAUAAAGCUGAGAUAGAGCAACUACAUUGCAACUACAAUCAGUUAAAGAAAACAAUGGAUACUCUAUCUUCUAAAUCAUAA